Molecule: messenger RNA, 1458 nt
Organism: Thamnophis sirtalis
Lineage: Eukaryota; Metazoa; Chordata; Lepidosauria; Squamata; Natricidae
Source: RefSeq, a predicted model, not a curated record
UGGUGGAACCGUCUUGAGGUGGGAGGGCUAAAUCGCUCAAAGAAUGAAACAAGAUGCUGGAAUGAAAAAAAAAAUGUCAGGAGGGAAUAGUCGCCUUUUCCCAAGAUCUGGGAUCCAGAUAAAAAGCAGCUAAAGUUCUUGCCUUUGUAACCCAAUUUUCUGUAUUUAGGAAUUAAAAUUGCUGCUUCACCGAUCAACAUUGCUGUUCUCUCAGGGCAACAUGUAUGGCUAUGUAGAUUCUUUGCUCACCAUGUUAGCCAUGCUGUUAAAGGUAGCCAUGAACAGAGCUCAGGUGUGUUUAAUAUCUAGCUCAAAAUCGGGAGAAAGACAUCUCUAUCUUAUAAAAGUUUCAAGAGAUAAAAUCUCUGAUAAUGAUGACCAAGAAACAACAAAGAAAGCUAUAUUUUUGGUGCUUACAAGUGUUCUGACAAAAGAGGAUUGGUGGAACCUUCUCCUUAAGGCAAUCUAUGCAUUGUGUGACCUUACGCGAUACAAGGAGGCAGAACUGCUAGUGGAUUCCUCUCUGGAAUAUUAUUCAUUCUAUGAUGAUCGGCAGAAGCGCAAAGAACUGGAAUACUUUGGUCUCUCGGCAGCAGUUUUAGACAAGAAUUUUAGAAAAGCUUAUAAUUAUAUCAGGAUAAUGGUAAUGGAACAUGUCAGUAAGCCUCAGCUUUGGAAUAUCUUUAACCAAAUCACCAUGCAUUCCCAAGACGUCCGGCACCAUCGCUUCUGUCUACGAUUACUGUUGAAGAACCCAGACAAUCAUGCACUGUGUGUUUUAAAUGGCCACAAUGCUUUUGUAUCCGGUUGUUUCAAGCAUGCCCUUGGGCAAUAUGUACAAGCAUUCCGUACUAACCCAGAUGAACCCCUGUACAGCCUUUGCAUAGGCUUGAUUUUCAUCCACAUGGCAUCUCAGAAAUAUGUUUUAAAAAGACAUGCCCUCAUAAUACAGGGGUUUUCAUUCCUGCAACGGUACCUGAGCCUUCGUGGUUCUUGUCAAGAAUCUUAUUACAACUUAGGACGUGCCCUUCAUCAACUGGGAUUAGUACAUCUUGCUAUUCACUAUUACAAAAAGGCCCUGGAAUUACCUCCAUUGGUCCUAGAGGUACUGUGUGUGGAACAGCAUUUGAUUAGGAUUUGAAUGUUAAGACGUGUGAACAUUCUCACGAAGUGCCAACCUCUAUAGGCUCACGUGUUCCUAUAUCCCCCCUUUCCAAUUCUGUUUUCAUCACCAGUAAAAAACAGAACAUGCAUAUCCAUGUUGGCAUCUUUGGAUAGUUAUACAAAGGUGUUUAUAAAAUAUUUAUGGUUUUAACUCUCAUGUGUGUUGUUAAUUUAAACAUGAGAAAACCAUAGAUAUAUUAUAAAGUGAAUGUCAACUGCCUCAUGGCUUCUUGAUGAAAAGCAAUAACAAAUCAGCAUUUGACAAGCUGCCAUUUCAGUUGGAACACUCCCCCU